Molecule: messenger RNA, 2876 nt
Organism: Beta vulgaris subsp. vulgaris (sugar beet)
Lineage: Eukaryota; Viridiplantae; Streptophyta; Magnoliopsida; Caryophyllales; Amaranthaceae
Product: cation/H(+) antiporter 20
Exons: 4
Coding region: 36-2567 (843 amino acids)
Biological process (GO): regulation of pH; proton transmembrane transport
Cellular component (GO): endomembrane system; membrane
Molecular function (GO): antiporter activity
Source: RefSeq, a predicted model, not a curated record
CCUCUCAAGAUUCCUUAACUAGAAUCUCCCAAGUUAUGGCUCUUAACAUAACGGGCAUUAAAACAGCCUCUGAUGGAAUUCUACAAGGUGAUAACGCUCUUCACACUGCCUUCCCUUUACUCAUUAUACAAACGACGUUAAUCCUAGUGGUCACCCGCCUCCUCGCUUUCGCCUUCAAGCCUCUCCGUCAGCCCAAAGUCAUUGCUGAGAUUGUGGGAGGAAUAUUGUUGGGGCCAUCAGUGUUCGGAAGGAAUGAGCAGUACAUGGAAAAAGUGUUCCCACAUUGGAGCACACCUAUCCUAGAAUCAGUUGCGAGCAUUGGUCUCCUAUUUUUCUUAUUCCUUGUAGGACUUGAGUUAGAUCUGUCCUCUAUCCGCCGCAGUGGGCGGGAAGCCUUCCUCAUUGCUCUUGCAGGGAUAAGCCUCCCCUUUGUCGGCGGGGCCGCAGUGGCUGUUGUGCUCCGCCGCACCAUUGAGGGAGCGGAUCGAGCUGGGUAUGGCCCCUUCCUCGUUUUCAUGGGUGUUUCGCUCUCCAUCACCGCCUUCCCGGUGUUGGCACGUAUCUUGGCCGAACUUAAGCUCCUUACUACAAGGGUAGGGGAGACAGCCAUGGCAGCGGCCGCAUUCAAUGACGUGGCUGCAUGGAUUCUCCUAGCCCUUGCUGUUGCUCUUGCGGGAAGCGGCAUGGAGGGAGGCCAUAGUAGCAGCCCAUUGGUGUCACUUUGGGUCCUCUUAUCUGGGGUAGGGUUCGUUCUCUUCAUGUUCCUUGCUGUGAAGCCCUUGAUGAGCUGGAUGAUUCGAAGGUGCUCGGCGGAACAAGACGUAGUGGACGAGGCGUACAUCACUCUAACCCUAGCCGGGGUACUAGUAGCCGGGUUCAUGACAGAUUUUAUAGGGAUUCAUUCUAUAUUUGGUGCUUUCAUAUUUGGACUGAUUAUCCCAAAAGAAGGAAAUUUUGCAGAAAAACUCCUAGAGAGAAUUGAAGACUUUGUUUCAGGCUUGUUAUUACCGCUAUACUUCGCGUCCAGCGGCCUUAAGACAGAUGUGACCAAGAUCCAAGGCGCCGUGGCGUGGGGCUUACUAGUCUUAGUGAUUGCUGUUGCCUGCUUCGGCAAGAUUUUGGGGACAUUUGUGGUGGCCAAGUGUUGUCGAAUGAAGGCUCGGGAGGCGCUGGCCCUUGGUGUGUUGAUGAAUACAAAGGGCUUGGUGGAACUCAUCGUUCUCAAUAUAGGCAAAGAAAAAAAGGUACUUAAUGAUGAGAUGUUUGCAAUUCUAGUUUUAAUGGCACUCUUCACUACUUUUAUAACCACACCAAUUGUCAUGGCAAUAUACAAACCAGCUAAACACGGUGAUCAAACCCCAAAAAGGAAACUUCAACCAGACCACUCUAUAAAUGAAUCUACAUCUACCCCCAACUCCUCUAAAGAACAGUUCAGAAUACUAGCAUGCGCACAUGGAGCAGGCAACGUGUCUGGCCUCAUCAACCUCAUUGAAUUAACUCGAAGUACAUCUACCAAGAGCAAACUUAAGCUCUAUGUCAUGCACCUGGUGGAGCUCACUGAGCGAUCCUCCUCCAUCAUCAUGGUCCAACGCCUACGCCGCAACGGACUACCUUUCAUCGACCCCACCCGACGUCGCAGCCGUGUUGAGGUCCACGACCGUGUGGCCUCCGCCUUCGAGACGUACGCUCAAUUAGGCCGCGUAAUGGUCCGUCCUGUCACGGCGAUUUCGGCCAUUUCCACAAUGCAUGAGGACAUUCGCCAUGUCGCCGAGGGGAAGAGGGUUAUGAUGAUAAUACUACCGUUUCAGAAGAUGUGGAGGAAAGAGGAGGAGGGUGGGGAGUUGAAAAUGGUGGAGAAUUUAGGACAUGGAUGGAGAGGUGUGAACCAAAGGGUGUUGAAGAGUACUCCUUGUUCAGUUGCGGUUUUUGUGGAUCGUGGAUUUGGUGCGGCCCAAGAUAAUGAAACAAUGGCGGCCCAAGGAAAAAGAGUUUGUGUUGUUUUCUUUGGUGGGCCAGAUGAUCGAGAGGCUUUGGAACUUGGGGCACGGAUGGCAGACCAUCCUGUGAUUAGAAUCACAGUUUUGAGGUUCACAGAAAAUGAAGGGAUGGAUGCUAACAAUGUUAAGUUAAUGCCAUCUCCUGAGAAAUGUGGUGAUACUAAUUAUACAUUCUCAGUAGCUGCCAUAAAUCGCACCGAAGAGAAGGCGAUAGAUGAUGCGACGGUGGAAAAUUUCCGGCACAAGUGUGCUGAAACAGUGGAGUAUAUAGACAAGAAGGCCAACAAUAUCGAAGAGGAAAUGCUAGCACUAGGUCGAAGUGGUAAUUACGACCUGAUUGUGGUAGGAAAAGGUCGUUUCCCUUCUACAAUGGUCGCUGAAUUAGCAGAACGCCAAGCUGAGCAUGCUGAGUUAGGGCCUAUAGGUGAUAUCCUGUCAUCAACAAACAGUGGCGUUGUGUCGUCGGUGUUGGUCGUUCAACAACAUGAUUUGGCACAUGUUGAGGAGCUGCCAGUUUGUACGGUGGUUGAUAGUCCAACAGAUGAGGAUGAUGUUAUUAACCAAGUUUGAUGGUCUGCAAUGCACAUAGUUUUCAAUAACAUAGUCAAGAAUGUGAUAAUUAAUUAGUGUCUUUUUCCUUAUCAUUUAAAAAAUGGAAACAUUAAGGUAUCAACCAUAACAUCAACCAGAGUAUUUGGUAAUAGUUUUCAUAGACAAACAACUUUAUCCAUGUGGCUCUAGAGAACUUCAUGAUGGAUUGGAAUUUCCUUGUAGAUCAUGUCCACAUUGGUGUAUAUAUGCUCUCAUGGACUAUUUCACAUAGUACUCGAUUAAUACAUGUAAUUUUACCUAUUUAAUGAAGUUUUGCAAAUUCUGAUA